AGUGCAGCGAAUCCUCCUCUGGCAGAGAAAGCCAGGGCUCUGUGCUGGGGGUGGAAGCCAUUGCAGCAGCUUUGGGGAAGGAAGGAAGGAAGGAAGGAGAUCUCUCGCAGAGAAGAGGCUUUGGGCUGCCUGCGUGUGGCACAAGGGAUUGCUGCAAGGGGGGAAGCUUCACGCUGUGCUUUCCAGAGGUGCCUCUGGGGCAUGUGACAGCCACACAAGGCACCGGAGCGGGAGGAGAGGAAGCCUGCUUCGAAGCACUCAUCCCCAUCCCUAAAAGAAGAGCCCAGCCCCUUAGCCAGCAUGUCUGCAAAGGAGAGGCAAAAAGGCAAAGUGACCAAGGACAGCGUCACUCUAUUGCCCUGCUUUUAUUUUGUGGAGUUGCCCAUACUGGCAUCUUCUGUUGUUAGUCUCUAUUUUCUUGAACUUACUGAUGUCUUCAAGCCAGUUCACUCUGGAUUCAGCUGCUAUGACAGGAGUCUGAGUAUGCCAUACAUUGAACCUACACAAGAGGCUGUUCCCUUCCUGAUGUUGCUUAGUUUGACUUUUGCUGGACCUGCAAUCACGAUAAUGGUAGGAGAAGGAAUUCUCUACUGUUGCCUGUCUAAAAGAAGAAAUGGGAUUGGAGCCGAGGCCAAUAUUAAUGCGGGAGGCUGCAACUUCAACUCUUUCCUGAGAAGAGCUGUCAGAUUCGUUGGCGUUCAUGUCUUUGGCCUUUGUUCUACUGCCCUCAUUACUGACAUCAUACAGCUGUCAACAGGGUAUCAGACACCAUAUUUCCUGACUGUAUGCAAACCUAACUACACAUCCCUAAAUGUAUCCUGCUCAGAAAAUUCUUAUAUUGUGGAGGACAUUUGUUCAGGGUCUGAUCCCAUAAUCAUCAAUGGUGGAAGAAAAUCAUUCCCUUCUCAACAUGCUACUCUGGCAGCCUUUGCAGCUGUAUAUAUUUCGAUGUACUUCAAUUCCACUUUAACCGACUCCUCCAAACUCCUGAAGCCUCUUCUCGUCUUUGCAUUUAUCAUCUGUGGAAUUAUAUGUGGCCUGACUCGAAUCACCCAGUACAAGAGCCAUCCAGUUGAUGUCUAUUGUGGUUUUCUAAUAGGAGGAGGAAUUGCUCUCUAUUUGGGUCUGUAUGCUGUGGGGAACUUCCUACCAAGUGAAGAGAAUGUAUUUCACCAGAAUCUGCAAAGAGAACCAUUAAGAUCUUUGACAGACCUUAGUCAAGAUGCCAACAGAAUUUUACCAGGUAAAAAUGGUGGCAAUAGUGAUGGGCGUUCCUCUCACCAUUCUGAGAGUAUUCUGAAUCGAAACCAUAGAGAUUCUGGAUCCUUGACUAACAUCAAGAGAGCAAAUGCUGAUGUAGAGAUUAUAACUCCACGGAGCCCCAUGGGAAAGGAAAACAUGGUUACUUUCAGCAACACUUUGCCAAGAGUCAACACGCCAUCGCUAGAAGAUCCAGCUAGACGAAACGCAACAAUUCAUGCAUCAAUGGAUUCUGCCCGUUCCAAGCAACUUCUUUCUCAAUGGAAGAACAAGAAUGAAAGUCGAAAAUUGUCUUUGCAAGUAAUAGAGACUGAAACCGGCCAUUCACCACCAAGGGCUAUUGAAAUGAGAUCAAGCUCUGAGCCAUCCAGAGUUGGCGUCAAUGGUGAUCAUCAUGGCCCCAGCAAUCAGUACCUGAAAAUUCAGCCUGGCAGCAUUCCAGGUUGUAAUAAUGCUAGUCUUUCUGGUGGGCCAAGAGUUUCUAUUCAGUCACGUCCUGGGUCUUCACAGCUAGUCCAUAUUCCUGAAGAGACCCAGGAAAAUAUAAACACAUCUCCCAAAAGUAGUUCAGCUAGGGCCAAAUGGCUGAAAGCUGCAGAGAAAAGCGUUGCAUGUAGAAGCAACAGUCAGCCAAGAAUCAUGCAAGUAAUAGCCAUGUCAAAGCAGCAAGGAGUGCUUCAGAGCAGUCCUAAGAAUUCAGAGGGCAGCACAGUCACCUGUACUGGAGCCAUCCGAUAUAAAACCUUGACAGAUCAUGAACCCAGUGGCAUUGUAAGAGUUGAGGCCCAUCCAGAAAACAACAGACCCAUAAUUCAGGUGCCAUCAGAAGGUGAAGGGAGUGGAUCUUGGAAAUGGAAAGCUCCUGAGAAAGGUAGCCUUCGUCAAAUUUAUGAGCUAAAUGAUCUCAAUAGAGACUCUGAGAGCUGUGAAUCCUUGAAAGACAGUUAUGGGUCUGGUGACAGGAAAAGAAGUAACAUAGAUAACAGUGAGCAUCACCAUCAUGGGAUUACCACUAUAAGAGUUACACCAGUGGAGGGAAGUGAGAUUGGCUCAGAAACUCUGUCCAUCUCUUCGAGCCGGGACUCCACACUUCGAAGAAAAGGUAACAUUAUUUUAAUCCCUGAAAGAGGGAGCAGCCCAGAGAACACCAGAAACAUCUUCUAUAAAGGAACAUCUCCCACAAGAGCUUACAAAGAAUGAAAGGAGACAUGUCACCUGAUCCAUAUUACCAAGAAUUAACACAUUUUGAUAAAGCUUGGGCUCUAUUUCUUUUUGAGCGGAUUCAGAAAUAUUCUUGAUGUGCCAAAUUUACUGACCAUCGGCCUGACUAUUGUUGAACAUUGCUGAUGUAUGGUGUGCAUGAGCUUGUGGGUUUCAUGCGAUUGGGGGAGGGGGGGGGAAGCACAAUGCAAGAACCUAAUGUGAAGAGUUUUCUUACAACUUGUUUCACCAGACUAAAAACAUUUCUCUGAGGGUGACGAUAUGAUACAAAAUGAUGGUCUUGAACACAGACACUUUAUUUCCUGAAUGUGCCAACUUUUUUAUUUUAUUUAUAUUUAUGUCUGAGGACAAAUGAAUUUUUCACAGCAAAGGCUGUAUCAGUGUUGUAUAUUCACCUUUGCAGAUUUUGCACCAAAACUUUAAUACAGGAUGGUGCUGAUUAUAACUUUACAUAUUUUGAAAAUUUACAUACCCGUUAAACUCAGACACAUGACAUAUUGAUGUGCAGUUACUUUAAAAGUAAUAUUGCUAAUACUAUGACGAUGCUGGCUGCAUUCAUGUAGAGUAGGAAAUAUUUACAGCUUUGUUAUAGUGGAUUUGCCACACUAAAAGAUUGCAAAGAUUUUGUGUAGUUCUUUGAAAUAAUGUUUACUGCAACAAAAAAUAUG
Molecule: messenger RNA, 3149 nt
Organism: Mauremys reevesii (Reeves's turtle)
Lineage: Eukaryota; Metazoa; Chordata; Testudines; Geoemydidae
Gene: PLPPR4
Product: phospholipid phosphatase related 4
Exons: 7
Coding region: 301-2460 (719 amino acids)
Biological process (GO): signal transduction; phospholipid dephosphorylation; phospholipid metabolic process
Molecular function (GO): phosphatidate phosphatase activity
Source: RefSeq, a predicted model, not a curated record